AUGCAAUGUCAAGUUUGUUAUGAAAACAAAAAUAGUUCUUAUAAAUGUCCGAAAUGUCAUAUUAAAUAUUGUUCAGUUACAUGUUUUCAGAAACAUAAAUCAUCGGAAUUAUGCGUAGAAAAUAAUAUUCAAGUAAAACCAAUCGUUGAAGUUCCAAUAACACAAACUCAAUUACCAAUAGAACUUGGUGAUGAUGAAGAAUGUGAUCAUCUUUCAACAGAAAUACUUGAACGAAUUGGUCAAUCAAAUGAAGUACUUGAAUUAUUAAAGAAUCGUCAUUUACGAACUAUGAUUAAGUCAUUAGAUUGUUCAUUAUAUCCAGCUGAUGAUAUGCAAAAAGCAAUGGUAGAACCAAUUUUUGUUCAAUUUGUUGAUCAAUUAUUAGCAAUUGUUGAAAAUAAAGAUAAACAAUAA
Molecule: messenger RNA, 414 nt
Organism: Adineta steineri
Lineage: Eukaryota; Metazoa; Rotifera; Eurotatoria; Adinetida; Adinetidae
Source: the annotation of a GenBank genome assembly